Messenger RNA from Strongylocentrotus purpuratus (purple sea urchin), 2485 nucleotides. RefSeq names its product ZP domain-containing protein. The transcript has 7 exons. NCBI's taxonomy places the organism in Eukaryota, Metazoa, Echinodermata, Echinoidea, Camarodonta, Strongylocentrotidae. Bases 675 to 1736 code for a protein of 353 amino acids. The record is from RefSeq and is a predicted model, not a curated record.
CCUGCAAUUCGUCACAUCCUACAUUGCCGCAUUCGAGUCCAUCGGUAUCUACUUACCAAUAUCGGAAUGUGGUGGUCUACCUUUGUCAGGAAUUAUACUAUCCAGUUGGUGACGUCACUUCCGUCUGUCAGGCCGAUGGUAAUUGGAGUCAACCUACAGGGAGUUGUGAAGAAUAUACAGGAAAUUCAACACCUCCACCUGCAACCCCAGAAACGGGAAAUGCGACUACUCCGUCUUCGGGAACGGGUCAUGCCACUACACCGUCUUUGGGAACGGGUCAUGCUACUACACCGUCUUUGGGAACGGGUCAUGCUACUACACCGUCUUUGGGAACGGGUCAUGCUACUACACCGUCUUUGGGAACGGGUCAUGCGACUACACCGUCUUUGGGAACGGGUAAUGCGACUACUCCGUCUUCGGGAACGGGUAAUGCGACUACUCCGUCUUCGGGAACGGGUAAUGCGACUACUCCGUCUUCGGAAACGGAAAAGGUGACCACCCCAUCUUCAGGAACAGGAAAUUGGACCACUCCGACUUUGGGAUCGGGAAAUUGGACUACUUCGACUUCGGGAACGGGAAAUACAACUACUCCAUCGUACGGAAAAACAACUGUGUCUUCAAGGACAACACCAUCGACAGACGACACGAUCACAUUGCAAUGUGGUUAUUUCAGCAUGACAGUGACGAUCCCACUCACCCUCGUCGGCGGAACGAUGAACGGUGAGGACCUACAUCUCCUAGGCGAUGACGACUGCACGGGAAUGAUCUCUGAAGAUACUCGCUUCAUUAGUAUCGCAACUAACCUCACUGACUGCAAUAACGCAAUCACGGAGGACGAUGAACAUAUCGUUUACAGCAACACUGUCGUAACUCGGGAGAGUGAAGGCACAAUCACUCGACUCAAACAGGUCACUGUACCGUUCUACUGUUCCUACAACCGAUCUGAACAGGUGGGACUACGAUCCUACCGGGUCACCGAUUACCAACUUAAUUUUACCGAGGUUUCCACGGGACGUUAUAAAUUCGCACUGGAUAUCUUCAAAGACGACGAUUUCGAAGAGAAGUAUGCCGACUCCGAAUACCCUGUGGAUGUGAACCUUGACGAGGAGCUGUAUUUCGGUGCAUCGGUCCCUUCACAAGAUGGCGCCUUAGAUCUGUCAAUCAGAAGCUGCGUGGCUACACCAUCUGCCUCGUACAACGAUGAACAGUGGACCAUCAUCCGAGAUGGGUGUGCCUUUGAAACGUCGACUCACAUCGAUGAUGGCGCUCUUGGUUUUGUGGCUGUCACCAUAAAUACCUUCCGGUUCGUCGAGCUGGGGAAUAGGGUUUAUAUCCACUGCGACCUUUUGGUAUGCCAGGCAACCACCGGAAAUGAAACAUCGGAAUGUGACCCAGGUUGCGUCGGAUCUUCCGGAAACCGUGAUCGGCGAGACAUCGUAGAAAAAUACAGUCUAGACAAGAAGAGGAUCACCAAGGGACCUUUAAGAUUAAGAAGAAAUUCUUAUUUCAAUCCGUCCCUGAACGACAUGUUCAACUCCGAAGAGAAUCCAGCUUUCCAUUAUGACUUUAACCCCUGGAUCGUGGUGACCGUUGCCUUGGCAACUAUUUGCAUCAUCAUCGUCGUCAUGCUUUCCGUCAUGCUCCGGAAGAUGACUUCAUAUGCGCGUCGCAUGAAGCCAGUAUGUGUUGGCGACGAAGCAUGUGAGGCACUCCUGGGACUUAAAACAAAUCUUUAAAAAAGGGAACACGGAGACACAACAGCUGCUUUUUAAACAAAACGUUUAAUUCAUGUUAUGAAGCAAUUACGAUAUGUUGAUUAUGUGGUACAUACGAAUAGAUAUAGAUAUAGCUAUAUACUGUACGCAUAUCGAGUUAUCAAAAUUUAAAUAAGUCGACUCAAUCUUGUUUAUAUAAAAUCCCAGGCACUGCACACACGAAUGGGUAUAUGUAUGUGGGACUUCACACAUGUGCAUGAAAGUGUGCUCCACACUAUUCAGCCAUAAGUCUAAUUAUAAUUCGAUUUGAUGAGCGAUGACCCCCUUCAGGGUACAUUUCUAAUUAUUAUGAUGAUGACAUUCAAACUAGCAUAGUGUACAAAGAAUGAAAAAGAAAUGUAAAAAACUACGCCUUUUAUAGUAACAUGAUAAGAAUGUAUAAGGGAAAACAAAAUGUAAAUCUUCGAGCAACCAAAUAAAAAUUAAGUUUAUGUCAUGGGUAUUUUCAGGAAAUUAGUCCAUUAGUCGUGUUAUAACCAUGAAUAUAUUGGAUCAGUUUAAAUAUUCCUAUUCUUGCUCAUAAUUUGAAUAUGAUGGCAUUUGAUGAGAGAUAAUCCCCUUCAGGGUACAUUUCUAAUUGGAUGACAUUCAGAACAAGCAUAGUGAACAAAGAAUAACAAAUAAUUAAAAAGAAUAAGCCUUCUCUAGUGAUACGGUAAGAAUGUAUGAGAUAAAAACAAAAUAAAAAUCUUCGAGCAACCAAAUAAAAA